This is a messenger RNA of Daphnia magna, 3219 nucleotides long. Its product is annotated as ubiquitin carboxyl-terminal hydrolase MINDY-1-like. Bases 193 to 2988 code for a protein of 931 amino acids. Lineage: Eukaryota; Metazoa; Arthropoda; Branchiopoda; Diplostraca; Daphniidae. The transcript is spliced from 7 exons. Gene Ontology annotation, molecular function: K48-linked deubiquitinase activity; cysteine-type deubiquitinase activity; cysteine-type carboxypeptidase activity. Gene Ontology annotation, biological process: protein K48-linked deubiquitination. The record is from RefSeq and is a predicted model, not a curated record. Gene Ontology annotation, cellular component: cytosol; cell periphery.
AAGGUAAAGACCUUAUGGGAGUAGAGAAAUUCCAUGGACGUUAGUGUGUACUGCAUUAAAAUCGCCCAUUUGAGAUAAAUUUGUGGUGUUUCAGCUCCUCGCCCUACGCUCAGAAUCGUCUCUUCGAUAGUGUUUCACAAUAUUUGGUCUCUCAUCUAAGCACGACUAAAAGUCGAGUUAUCCUUUCAAGCCAUGGAACAUGUCACCUCGACUUCACCUAAUUGGGUAGUACAGUCAGAGAGUCAAAGUUCUGAAAAUGCAAAAGAAGUAGAACAAACAGCUCCUCAAGUAGAAGUCAAAGAACAGCCCCGCCCAGAACACCUUGAAUUUGACAAUUCCUCUCCUAGAGAACAAGUCAUUGACAAGGUUGAUAAAGAGAUGACAGAAGAAGCAGAAGCCAAUAGGGCUAAAAAUGUACAAUCAACAGAUGAGCAGCUGAACUGUGAAGACAGAGAAGUAAGCAUUGAAAAAAACCUGCUCAUGACAGAUGAUGGAGAAGGAGAUCUUGGAAAUGAUAGUAGAACAUCUGCAGAUAACCAAAAUACUGAAAAGAUUGAACAAGAAAAAAUCUCUGAACAAGAAUUCUCUAUGGCUGAAAAUGUAGCAUCACCAGCACAGCACAAUAAGAACACAGAAGAAGAAAGCAUUGAAAAGAGCCAGUUGAAAGCAGAAACAGAAGGUGAAAAUGAUGGCAAGGUGUGUAUUGAUCAACUUGAAGAAAAAAACAUGAAUAACAAAGAAGUGACUAAAGAUGAAACAAACUUGGUUGAAAUGGAAGCAUCAGCUGACAUACAUAUUGGCCACCAGGAGACCAGUGAAAAACCUGAAGAGAACAUUAUGGAAAAAAAAGAUGCUGAUGGUGAUGAUGGCACAUCAUCUACUGGCCAACAGGAAGAAAUUCCAAAACAGGGAAACAAACUGGUAGAAGAUGCACCAACCCAUGACAAACAGAUUGACCACCAGGAGACAGAAGAAAAGCCUCAAGGGAACCUUAUGGGAAAAGAAGAUGGGGAUGGUGAUGAUGGCAAUGAUGGCAGAGCAUGUACUGGACAACAAGAACUACAUAUGGUUGAGCAGACAGAAAUUCUUAAAGAAGAAAUCCGGAUGGUUGAAAGUAAACAGUCAACUGAAGAUCAGGAAAACUUUGAAGAAGAAAUAGAAGGCAUUGAACAGAAAUUAUCAGAACUAUCAUUCCAGGAAAUUGAGCAGAGAGGAGACGAUGCAUGCCAUACAGAGGCUAACGCUACAGAAAGUAAAGAAGUAUCCGAACAGGAACCUGAGGAACAGAAAAAUAUUCCAUUCCAAGAAACUUAUACUGAUGGAAACCAUGAAACGGAUCAAGAUAUUGUUUUGGAGAAUCAUGACAAGCCGACCCAAGUAAUAGAGGCAGUAUUGGAAGUAGAAAACGUUUCUGAUUUGCAAGCGGAACGAGAACAAGAAAAUCCCAUUCCUGAGAUUGAGAUUAAUGCAGCCCAAUGUUCGACCGAAACGGAAUCCGAAAAAGAUAUUGAAAAAGAACCAACGGUUUCCUCAAAUGUAGAGGUAGAUAAAGAAGAUAACCAUAUCAAUCAACCCACAGAACCCCUCGAGAUAAGAAAGGAAGAGAUAGCUGAAAAACCUGUAAGUGAAGAGCCAGUUCAGUCCUGCAAUCCGGUAGAAGAGGCUAUCUAUUCAGAAAUUGUGACAACGAGUGAAAUGGAAGAUCCGCCAGUAAACCAUGAUGUUGAAGUUAGAAGUCCCACACCUCCAUCAACACUACCUAUUGCUACAACUUCGCCUUCCGCUAAAGUGAAUACCACUCCGCCUGCUGAUAUGCUUCAUCAUAUCAAAAACAUACAGUUUAAGGACAAGAACGUAGGAAUUGUAACACAAAACGAGAACGGUCCUUGCCCGCUGGUUGCAAUCAUCAAUGUUCUGUUGCUACGACGCCAGAUCACUCUUCCAGCUCAUUCCGAAAUCGUUGCUGCCGCCAAACUGAUGGAGCACAUUGGUGAUGCGAUGUUGGAAAGUGUUCCUAAGAACUUGAGUGGGGAGGUACGACUUAAUUAUGAACAGAACAUGCAUGACGCCAUGGCUGUCCUGCCCAAGCUGCAGACCGGUUUGGAUGUCAAUGUCAAGUUUACUGGCGUUCGUGACUUCGAGUACACGCCCGAAUGCAUCAUUUUUGACUUGCUUCGUGUUCCCCUUUUUCACGGUUGGCUGGUCGAUCCUCAGGCACCAGAAGUAGUCUCGGCUGUCGGUCAAGCCGGAUAUAAUCAGCUGGUUGAAAAGGUCAUCAGUCAAAAGUGUUCCAACGACGAGAAUGCUGUACUUGAAGCCUUGGUUAUUGAAAAUUUUUUGGAGCGAAGCGCUUCCCAGCUGACUUAUCAUGGACUUAGCGAGCUUAUUACCUCAAUGGAAGAUGAUGAGAUUGGUGUGCUUUUCCGUAACAACCAUUUCAGUACGAUCUAUAAGCACCAAAAGGAAUUGUUGCAGCUGGUUACAGACCAAGGAUUUCUCGGUGAACCCAGUGUCGUAUGGGAAACACUUUGCAGCAUCGAUGGAGAUGGUCAGUUUGUUGAUAGUCAUUUCCGCACAGUGCCACCUAAACCUGAACUCGCACCAAGCGGCGAAUCAGCCUCUCCGAAUGCUUCUGCUCAACUGACCGCCGAGCAACAGAUUGACCAUGAGUUUAGCUUCUUAGUGGCCUUGUCUCUCCAAGAGGAGCAGCAACAGCAAGACCAGCCAGCAGCUGUUCAAGAAGAAGUCGUCGGGGAUGUAGGAGAGGAUGUUGCUAAAACAUUAACCGAAAAUGAAAGGACCUCCCAGGAACAGAGAGAUUUGGAGUUGGCUCGUCAGUUGCAACUAGAAGAGAGGCAUGCGGCCGAGGCUGAGGCCGAGACAGUCGAAAGAGAAACUUCAGCAGCUUCCUCGCAACAGUCACCAGCUACAGGUCAGCGCUCGCCGCCGCCUCAGUCAUCAAAAAAGAAAGAUUGCACUAUCUUGUGAUUUUCUCGUGAUGGAGUGGAAUCAUCUUGAAACGCCCAAUUAUAUAUUUUUUUUUUCGCUACGAAGAUAAAAGAACUUGAAUUUAAAUUGUCUUCUCUACACUGUUUCCUACUCUUAAUCUGGGCGAAUAGUCCAAAUUUACCUACUUCUUAAAACAUCUGUCAGUUCACAUACUAUUCAUAAGUUCUUGUGCUAGUCACAUGAGUUAUUAAAAUGACCAUUAUGAACGCA